Messenger RNA from Seminavis robusta, 1227 nucleotides. Lineage: Eukaryota; Bacillariophyta; Bacillariophyceae; Naviculales; Naviculaceae. The record is from the annotation of a GenBank genome assembly.
AUGACAGCGGAAGAGGAGGCUGACGAGCCGGGCAACCCUGGUUCUUCCAACAACCCAGAGCAGGAAAACCAGGAGGGACAACAGGAACAGAAAGAAGAAGAACAGCAUCUGAAUGAAGAUGAAGAAGGAUUGGAUCCUCUCGACCUGCAAAAAAUUGUGGAAGCUCGGCUACACGAUGCCGAUGCCAUCCCAAUAAGCCAACAACAGCACACACUAGACUUUUUCCAAACAGAGAAAAGCCCACACCCACACAAAACUGAUGAAGAAGAAUUGGAUCCUCUGGACCAGCCUCCUAAAGUUGUGGAAGCUCGGCUACACGAUUCCGAUGCCAUCCCAAUAAGCAACCAACAGCACACACUAGGAUUUUUCGAAAGAGAGAAAAGCCCACACCCACCCAAAACUGGAGAAGUAGGAGGCCCAAAAGUGGAUGAUCGGUUCCAAGAUUCUGGUCUCUACCAAGGUGAAAAUAGUACCACUCCAGAGCACGAUGACACCCGCAUUGAACUCGUCGACGCUAACACCAAUGUAGCUCCCGAGGAUACAGUUCAAAAUGAUGACAAUUUUGGAAUUAUGCCUUUGCCUCGAUUAGAACGGACUGCUGCCAACAGAAGGGCCCAAGUACAACCGGGUGCCUUCCCAAGUGGAGGAAAUCAAGCAACAGAGGAACAUGUGGAAACAGCAGAGAUGACACACACGGAACCAGCAACUACCCAACCUAUGGUUGAACUAGAAAUUGACAAUAGUGGUUUGGCUGUGGCAAACUUGGUAGCGGCAGAUGAAACCACCACUCAUGCUGAUCUGCCCCAGGCUCAAGAUUACGACCUGGAAAGUGAAAACAGAAGCAGAGAAACAAGAAUGAAGCAAUUCAAAACCAAGGUCUUCUUGGGAGUCAUUGUCUUGUUGGCCAUCAUUCUCAUUUUGAUUGCCAUUGUGACACCUGGAAAGAAACAGGACAUUGCAUAUCUUUUCCCUACAACCUCACCUAGCGAGUCGCCCAGCAGCAACCCAUCUCAGGGGCCAUCGACUUAUUCAGAAUACUGGCUAUCUCUUUUCCCUGAAUCAACAGUGGCUGCAAUCCAGGAGGACCCAGAAUCACCCCAGUCGAUGGCAUUUGAAUGGCUCGUGGAAGAGAUCGACAUCCUACACAACCUUCCAGAACAGAGAGUUGUACAACGUUUUGUACUAGCACAUUCUAUUUUGCCAACAGCGACGAGCGAUGGUUCUUGA